AACGCAGUCCUCCUAACGCUGUAACGCAAUAAUUGGCCGGCACCGCUCUUCGUCUUCGUAACACCCACACGCACAAUAUAUUUGAAUCAAAUUUUAGCGCUCAAAUCUCAUGUGCUACAGAAUCCCCAUUUCAAAAUUAUAUAAAAAGGUUCUUCAAUUCCUUCCAAAUUUAGAAAAAAAAAGCAUUAAAUUCGACUCCAACAUAAGUCUCACUCCUCCGCCACUUCACAGUUCGCAAUCGAAGCUCGCAAUUCCGGAAACGAGAACAUGGGUUGUGCUUCUUCUAAUAUCUUCAACCACAACGACGAGUUCUCCCAACUCGGCAGCUCCGCGCUGAGCCACCACAUCGUCUCGCUGACUUCCUCCACCUACGGCCUCCUCACUCUCGACCCGCCGCCUCCUGCGCCCACCACUCCGUCGACACCCCCUUCUCGAUUCACUCUCGGGUCCAUUUUCCCGAGCCCCUUGUCCCAGCCCAAGUCGCUCGAGUCCGAACCCAAGUCGCUCUUGUCCGACCCGAGACCGCUGCCUUCCGACCCGGAAGUCAUUAACUCAUGGGAGCUUAUGGACGGGCUUGACGCCGACAGCUUCAGAUUCUCGCCGCUUCCGCCGCCCAAACCCUUCGGUUUCUUAGACCCAAAAACCCCCGAUAAAGAAAACUCCAACCCGAAUCGCACAAUUCUCAAAUCUCCGUACGAAAGCGUCUUCCGGGUGAACAACAAGAAGGACCCACUUGACCGGUUCGAGAAAAUAUGCCCGCCGGGCGGAGAAAACAAAGUGGUUGUCUACACGACGACGCUGCGAGGAGUGCGGCGGACUUUUGAGGAGUGCAACGCCGUCCGGGCAGAGAUAGAAGGCCUCGGGGUGAUGAUUGUCGAGCGUGACGUGUCGAUGGAUCGCGGGUUCAGAGAAGAGUUGAGCGACUUGAUGAAGGGGAAAGGGAAGGAGGCGGCGGUGCCGCCGCGGGUGUUUGUGAAGGGGAGAUAUAUAGGCGGCUCUGAGGAGGUGCUGAAGAUUUUGGAGGAGGGUUUGCUGGGUGAGAUUCUUGCUGGGUGUCCAAAGAAAAAAGCUGGGUCUGUGUGUGAAGGGUGUGGGGAGGCAAGGUUCUUGCCCUGCUUCCAGUGCAAUGGGAGUUCAAAGAUGGUGCUGAUGGUGAAUGAUGAUGUGGCGGGGCAGCGGCAGGGGACGACGGUGGUGACGAGGUGUCCUGAGUGUAAUGAGAAUGGGCUGGUGCUUUGCCCAAUUUGUAGCUGAAUGGUGAAGAACAAGAGAUGCAAAGAUCUCUGUUUUCGUGUCGAAAUUGUGUUUAAGCAUUUUCUUCUAUCUUAAAUUUGGGGCAUCUUUUGUGUUUCUGAUGGAAACCAAAGGCUUCUAAUUCUGUACUCUACUCUCUUGUUUUUAUGUUGAUAGUUAUUAUAUAUAUAUAUCUGCUUUUGAUUUGUGAAGAUAUAUUGAUUUGCUGGUGUAGUUGUUUUCUGUGAAGUUAUACUAAUCUUCUGUUGUUAGGACUGAUUGGUGUCUAAGAUUGGAUUUGAUAACUCAUUAAAGUCGAGGUCUGUAGAGGUGAGUGGUUUUCAUUUGAGGGAUUAGAAGAUAUUAGACUGUUGAAAUUUAUUUGGUUUAUUUAGGAAAUUAAUUAGAGAUUUGAUUUGAUUUUGUAGUUGGGUAUUUUUGGUAUUUAAGC
Molecule: messenger RNA, 1684 nt
Organism: Malus domestica (apple)
Lineage: Eukaryota; Viridiplantae; Streptophyta; Magnoliopsida; Rosales; Rosaceae
Source: RefSeq, a predicted model, not a curated record